Molecule: messenger RNA, 2020 nt
Organism: Camellia sinensis
Lineage: Eukaryota; Viridiplantae; Streptophyta; Magnoliopsida; Ericales; Theaceae
Product: plant UBX domain-containing protein 10
Biological process (GO): ERAD pathway
Cellular component (GO): endoplasmic reticulum
Molecular function (GO): ubiquitin binding
Source: RefSeq, a predicted model, not a curated record
UCAUCACAUCAGGACCGCUGUGCCAUAAAUAAUGGCAGUGUUGUUUGUUAUUUAUGAAUCGACAAACUCCAGAAUGAAUCAAAUCAGUUGAUCAUCAUCUCAUCAUCAUCGUGUCUCUCGUCCUCGAUCCCAUAAACCCCAGCACCAUUACAAACUUUCUACACUGUUUGUUGAUUUGAAAGAGAAAGCAGUGUCUCCCUCUCUCUCUCUUAUCAAUCAAUAUUUUGUGUUAUUCUCCAAACCCUAAUUCCAUCCAAUUCUACAAUUUUCUUCAAUUCAAACUGAAACACACACAUAUAUACAGAGAUAUGGUUGAUGUAGCAGACAAAUUAGCUUAUUUUCAAGCAAUCACAGGCCUCGAAGACCCUGAUUUGUGCACCGAAAUCCUCUCCGCCCAUGGUUGGGACCUCGAACAAGCCAUCUCCAGUUUCACCUCCGCCGACAACAAUCCCUCCGCCUCUUCCACCACCACCACCACCUCCGCAGCAACCACCGCCCAAUCCAACACAGAAGGAACAGGACUAGUCGCUCGCGGCCCUUCUCCUCCUGGCUUGGCAUGGAAGCUCAUCACUCUCCCUUUCUCCAUCAUUUCUGGUAGCCUAGGGUUGAUUUCUGGCGCAAUUGGUCUCGGCAUGUGGGCCGCUAGUGGUGUCCUCUCCUAUUCUCUUAGCAUGAUUGGAUUGAAUUCGAGUCGUAUUGGCAAUUCUUCUUCUUCGGCUCCGUUGGUUUCGGUAUCGGCUUCUGCGUCCGAGGCGAUGGGUUUUGUGGAUGGUUUCGAGAGGGAUUAUGGGGCUACUCGUCCGAAUUUCGUUGCGGAAGGGUUUAUGGAUGCUUUAAAUCGGUCGCGACAUGCGUUUAAACUGUUGUUUGUGUAUUUGCACUCGCCUGAUCAUCCCGAUACGCCUUUGUUUUGUGAGAGGACUUUGUGUUCUGAAUUAUUGGCAGCAUUUGUGAACGAGAAUUUCGUUGCGUGGGGAGGGAGUAUUCGGGCUAGUGAGGGUUUCAAGAUGAGUAACAGCUUGAAGGCCUCAAGGUUUCCUUUUUGUGCUGUGGUUAUGGCUGCCACGAAUCAGAGGAUUGCCCUACUUCAGCAGGUUGAGGGGCCCAAAUCUCCUGAGGAGAUGCUGACAAUAUUGCAGAAAGUGCUUGAAGAAAGUGCCCCUGUUCUUGUUGCUGCGAGGCUUGAUGCAGAAGAAAGAAGAACCAACCUGCGUUUGAGGGAGGAACAAGAUGCUGCUUAUCGAGCAGCGCUUGAAGCUGAUCAAGCUAGGGAACGCCAGAGGAAAGAAGAGCAAGAACAGCUGGCAAGGGAAGCUGCUGAAGCUGAAAGGAAGCAGAAGGAAGAAGAAGAGGCUCGUGAAAGAGCGGCACGUGAUGCUGCUGAGAAAGAAGCUGCAUUAGCUAGAAUGCGGGAGGAGAAAGCCCUUUCACUUGGAGCUGAACCUGAGAAAGGACCUGAUGUUACUCAAGUUUUGGUGCGGUUCCCAACUGGAGAGCGCAAGGAAAGGAGGUUCCAAAGUACUGCAACAAUUCAGUCUCUGUAUGACUAUGUUGAUUCGUUGGGUUGCUUAGAAGUCAAAAGUUACAGUCUUGUGUCCAAUUUUCCCCGUGUUGUCUAUGGCCCAGAAAAGCUCUCUAUGUCCCUGAAAGAAGCAGGAUUGCAUCCACAGGCCAGCCUUUUUGUGGAGUUCAACUCUUGAGUGGCAACAUCUCUUGCACAAACUUGAAUUUGUAAGCUUAAAUUCAUUCGAGUAGUCUGAGAUUGAACCCCACUAGUCGGAUGUUUUGUGUUGACUUGAUUAUAUUUCAAACUGAUUUAGUAAAUGACACAAUGAGAGAACAUUCUUGGAUGUGCCUAACAUGUGGAUGCCAGAUCUUUUGUGCUGCAGAUUCGAGUGAACAAACGAUCCGAGUAGAGAAUUUGUUUUAAAUAAAUAUAUUGUCCUAAAAAAUGAUUCCAAAAGAAACUAUGAGUGCAUUUAUUAUUGAUUGAUCUAUGCUACAGCGGGAUUUUGUUUCU